AUGUCCGCCAACCCUAAUUGCACAGUGUACAUCGGUAACUUGGAUGAACGAGUAAGUGAUAGGGUUUUAUACGAUAUCCUUAUCCAAGCUGGGAGGGUGGUUGACUUACACAUUCCUCGAGAUAGGGAAACUGAUCGACCAAAAGGUUUUGCAUUUGCAGAAUAUGAGACCAAAGAGAUUGCCGAUUAUGCUGUCAAGCUUUUUUCUGGUCUUGUCACUCUUUACAACAGAACAUUGAGAUUUGGAAUUUCUGGGCAAGACAAGUCUGCACAAAAUUCAAAUCCAAAUCUGCAAACCUCACCAAUGACUACAUCAAAUUCUCCUUUCAAAUCAAGGCCAAAUGUUGAUGUUUCUCCUGGGCCCAUUUCACCAUAUACACAAGUUUCCCCUAGUGCAGAUGUAUUUUCAUAUGUAAGUAGAUCUUCACAUGUGGAUCACAACAAUAAUGACCAUAGAAGAAGUCAUGGGGCAAAUCGGGAUGCCAUGUCAAACCGCUAUGAUGCAAAUAACCCACAUCAUGAUCGUCGCUAA
This is a messenger RNA of Lactuca sativa (garden lettuce), 531 nucleotides long. NCBI's taxonomy places the organism in Eukaryota, Viridiplantae, Streptophyta, Magnoliopsida, Asterales, Asteraceae. The record is from RefSeq and is a predicted model, not a curated record.